Arvicola amphibius (Eurasian water vole) is the source of this 3582-nucleotide messenger RNA. RefSeq names its product zinc finger SWIM-type containing 9 (gene Zswim9). Lineage: Eukaryota; Metazoa; Chordata; Mammalia; Rodentia; Cricetidae. The transcript is spliced from 4 exons. The record is from RefSeq and is a predicted model, not a curated record. Bases 269 to 2827 code for a protein of 852 amino acids. Gene Ontology annotation, molecular function: zinc ion binding.
GUGGGGAGGGGAGGGGCGCUGUCCCCGCACAGCAUGCUGGGAAGCGGCCCGGAGCCUGUCCUCCCCGUGGACGAGCCGGUGAGGCUGCGAGGUCGUAAGGGUGACAGGCGGGGAUAGAAAAAGGGUUGGUGAAAAGCUGCCUUGCCAGAUACUGCGGGAAGAAAGGCGGGAGACCGCGCGGGGCAUCCCGGGAGCAAGGGCCGGGCCGGCCUUGGGCGCGGGGCAUUGUGGGAGGUGGACGCUGCUCCGGGUUGCGUAGGGUCCCAGGAUGGAGCUGACAGAACCCCCACCAGGCACAGCAGUACAGAAGGAGGAACAGGAAUUGUUGGAUCGAACCUUCUUCUCAUGGGCUGAGUUCAGCCGCUUCUUCGACAAGUGGUGCCAGCAACGGCUGGUGGUCUUCUCGGUGAAGAGCUCCACACAUGUGGCACGCAGCCCCUGGGCCAGCGCGCCCCCACUCUACAGGCUCAUCCACGUGCUCAAGUACAGCUACGUGCUGCUGGUGUGCAAGGAUGUGCGCAUGCCCAACCAGUCCACAGCGUGGCCUCCCCAGCCCAGCUGCCCAGCCUUCAUCACUGUCAAGCUGAGCCCUUUGCGGGAUCGACUCGUGGUGUCUGAGUGCCAGCUGACCCACUCGCACCCCGCCUGCCCACGCGAGUUUGCCUACCACUUCCGCCCGGGCCAUUUGCUGGCCAAUGCCUGCCUGCCUGUCCGCAUCACCAACCAGAUCUCCAAGCAGUUUGUGGCCCCUGCUGAUGUGCGCCGCCUGCUGUCCCACUGCAAGGGCCCAGACCAUGGGGUCCUGGAUGCCCUGCAAGUGCUUGAGGGGCUCUUCCGCACAGAUCCGGAGGCCAAGGUGAAACUGGUGUUUGUAGAGGACCAAGCAAUGGUGGAAACGGUGUUCCUCCUGACAUCACGCACCAGGGCGCUGUUGCGGCGCUUCCCGCGCAUCUUGUUGGUUGACAGGCUGCCUGGGCUGCAGGGCACGCUGGAUUUGAUGGCAGUGCUGUGCGUGGACAGCGCAGGACGUGCGCGCCAGACCGCCUGUUGCGUGGCGCGCCCCGGCACGCCUAGCCUGCUGAGGUUCAUGCUGGUCUCCCUGCUGCAAAGCGCUCCGGACGUCAAAGGCCGCGUGCGCUGCCUUACAGCUGGACCUGAGGUGGCUGGGCAGCUGCGUGCAGUUCGCCAACUGUUGCCGUGUGCGCGCGUUCAGAUCUGUCGAGCUCAGGGUCUGGAGACUCUCUUCAGUAAAGCACAGGAGUUGGGCGGUGCCAGCCAGGAGGAUCCAGACCUAUGGCCACUCCUCUGCCGCCUAGCAGAUUCAAAAUCCUAUACAGCUUACAGUGAGGCGCUGGCUGAGCUACGUUCCCAGGCUCCAACUGCCUUCAUCAGAUACUUUGAGCAUAACUGGGCACCCCGCCACGACAUGUGGGUACGUUUCCGUGCCUACGAAGCAACCCGUGACCUGGAUGCCUGUGCUCUAGUGCGUGGACAUCGAAGGCGACUUCUUCGUCGCCUCAGCCCUUCACACAGUGUGGCUCAGUGCCUUCGCGACCUAGUAGCCAUGCAGUGGGCUGAUGCGACUGGAGAGGCAGCCUCCGAGGGUGCUCAUGGUGACAGAGUGUUGCUGGAGAGUGAGUCUAGGAAUAGGGCACAGAUGGAGAAAGAGAAGGUGAGGGGUACAGAGGCCAGCAACUGGAGGGGGUCUGAGCGAGAAAGUGAGAAGGGAAAGGGAUUACAGUUGAGAGAUGGUCUCUGGUUGGAGAACCAGAAGGUGAGGGGCUCUGAAGGGACAGGAGCCCAGCUGGAAAAAGAGCACUUGAAAGGGCCAGAGGUCAGAGACUGGAGGGGAACCCAGGUGGAGGAUGGAAGAGUCAGGGUUCUGGGGCCCACAGACCAGAGAGGCGCCCAGGUUGAGUCUGAGGAGACCAAAAGUCUUGAAGGAAGUCCCUGGAGGGACAUCAAAUUGCAAGAGGAGACGGCACGUCCGCCGAAACCUCGAGAUUGGAAAGGGCCACAGUUUGACAUGGAGAAGGGGCUAGACAUUAGAAAGUGGGGGGAUGGCCAUGUGGAGAAACUCUUAGAGUGGGUCCCUGAGAAUGGAGAUCAGAGGGGACCCCAGUGGGCCGGUGAGGGGCAGAAAGGAUCAGAGAUUGCAGAGGAGAGAGGUGGGAGGUUUCAGGUCAAAAGAAGACGAGGCCUGGAGGACAUUGUUGUUGUUCAUCUGGAGGACGCAAGAGCUACAGGCAUAGCAAAUGGAGACGAAGGGGGGCCCCGAACUGUGGGUUCCAAGAAUGAAGGACAGCAGAUGGAAUUUGGGGACCUAGGGGGGAGGCUUCCAGGGAUGGGGAAUGGUGUACCAUGCACCACCCCUGUGCGGACUGUGUUGGAGGGCAAUCCAGAAUGGUCAGUGACAAGGGUGGAGUCCCUGGCUGCAGGGGAGAUAGUACAAGGCGGAGGUGAAGAAGGCCCUGGGGAGCCAAAGAGGCUUUGCCGCCCCUGCAGAGAUGAGGGGGUGGACUGCGAGCCACUAGCCAAGUUCCGAGCUGCCUGCGGACCAGAACUGACAGACCUAGUAGCCGAGGAGCUGGCCUUCGCAAGACAGCACGGAACCCGAGGUUUCCACUGGACCGGAACUGGCUUUGCCCUUAAGGAUGGCACCUCAGACUUCUUCCUGGAUGGGGCCCUGACACAGUGCAGCUGCUCGAUCCAUGCUGCCAGACGCCUGCCCUGCAGACACCUUUUUGCUGCUCGUCUCCUCACAGGGGCAGCCUUGUUUCACAUGGACUUGCUCAGAGAUUGCUGGAGGAGAUCCCAGGAACCCUGACCCUGUGCACCCCUGCCUGCUACCCUCCACAUGGAGGGCAGGAACAUAUUCUUUGAUCCCAAAGAUAACAGGGCUCAUGCCCAAUGGGACAUCCCAGCCCUUCUAAUCACUUGAGACAUCUAAGGACCUCCUCUUGGCCCUCUUCUUUUACAUCCUAUGGGAUGCUGACUAUGGUCUCUGAGAUCCUGGAGCCACACCUGUGGGAAGUGCUAAUGGCCCGGGCACAUUAAAAGGACAUUGCUCAGGAGAAGAAUACAUGAGGAGAGGUGUAGACAGGAUCAGCCAAGACAGAAAACAAGAAAGGGACAGAGCUGGGACAGGGAAGGCUCAGUGGAGGUCACAUAAAGAAGCCAAGGUAUGGGAACACUGACAAGUAAACUGAGAGUCCUGGAGACUACAAGAUUGAAACCGGAGAGGCCAGGGAGAAUGAACAAGACUGAAGGAGAAGAGAAAAGAUAGAAAGGGGAGACUUCUGGGGGAAAGGGGGAGAAGAGAUAGGAGGGAGGGUAAGUGAUAGGACUGAGGAAGUGAAACACUGAACAGAGGGUGGAGGGGGAGGAGACAAUUUUAAAGGAACAUGACAAAGCAUAGGAAGAGAAAAGAUGAUAGUAUGACCUGGGGACUUGGCCAUUUCUCGGGGUGGGGCAGAGGAGAUGGCUCUGAAGAUCUAGUGGGACAACCUAAAGACUGCCUCGGAGGGAAGGGAACUAAUUGAAUGGCUGUGCUUUGACAUUGGAAUAAACAGCAUUAUUUUG